Paramecium tetraurelia is the source of this 8424-nucleotide messenger RNA. RefSeq lists its product as uncharacterized. The record is from RefSeq and is a predicted model, not a curated record. Lineage: Eukaryota; Ciliophora; Oligohymenophorea; Peniculida; Parameciidae. The transcript has 6 exons.
AUGUUACUUCUAUUUACUAUUACCAUUAUUUAGUUUGUGCCUACAGCGAGAAACCAGAUCAUCUCACAACAGAUAGAAAUGGGAUGCAAGACAGCUCAGAACGGGGCUUGUUAAGAAUUGUGCCCAUUAGGAUAAUUUGAUUGUUAGAACUAUAAGAUCAAAUGUGAGUAUGGAUACUUCCUAUUAUUUGGAUCUUCUUGUGUACCAUGCCCUUAUUAAAAGGUGAUUGAUAGCUUCACUUUAUAUUGCAUGGAUUGUGUAGAGCACCCUUAUACUUGGUGGAGUAAUAGAACUUGCUCGUAUGAGUAUUCGAUCGAAAGCGGAGAUUAUAUGAAGGGGACAUAUAUUCGAAAAACAAAGGAAUACACGGAAUUGUAUUUUAUUGGUCCUUCAACUUCUAGUGGAGUGAACUUGGACUCAAUUCCAAGAGACGUGUAAUUCUAAUACGAAACUUACAUCUGUUCAGGUUGUAAGUAAUUCUGCUAUCCAGGGAUGACAGAAAAUUGUAAUAGUAUUAGUUCUCCUUAUGCGGAGGACAGUGCAAUGGGAAUUGAGUGUUUAUUGACUUAUGAGUUCAAGAAUCAGUUGUGCAUUAGUUGUCCACCAGAUUGUUUAAAGUGUUCGAACGGAUAAUGCACAUAGUGUAAUGAUGGAUAUAUGAUAAAAAAUGGUUUAUGUUAAAAAUGUCAAGAUGGUUGUUUGAAUUGUUUUGUAGUGCAGUUGUCAACUGUAUGCACGAAAUGUAAAGAAGGAAUGGUGGCUUCAUUAGAUUAGAAACAAUGCGAAUAUUGUGGGAAUGAAUGCAAGAGAUGCGAGUAUGUAUCUUAUUCUUCAAAUGUUCAAUAUCAUUAUCCAACAAGGACAAUGAUUAAGAUAGAAGAGAUAAACAAAUAAAAAGAAUACAUUAAAAGGUGUAGACAGUGUUCCACUUAGAGUUUUGUAAGUCAUAAUGGAAUGGACUGUGUGACAUGUCAAAUACCAAGAUGUGAUUUGUGUUAUUACAACAUCAGAGCAGAUGUAACUACAAUGGAUUACGAUUUUGAACCAAGUAAGUCUAAUGAUCUUGUAUCAAAUUUAUUAUGUUUCAAAUGUGUCAGCGGUUAUACUGUCAGUGCUGAUAAAUAAAGUUGUACAUUGUCAGUUCCUGCUUUAGAUCAAUGUGAUAGGAAAUACACAGAUGUCACAUUAAAAUGCAGACAAUGCAACAGUAAUAUAAUACUCAACCAAUUCAGUAAUACUUGUGCUAGUGCUUGUACAUCCUACAUAAGUUAUUGUUCAAAUUGCUUUUCUUAUAAGAGUUUGGAUCAAACAUAAUACACUGAUGGGUCAGGUUAAAUAUUCACAAAGGCUGCUCAAACACUGUACUAAUGCAUUCAAUGUGGUGAUGGAUAUUAUCCAAACAUCUUUACUGGUUUUUGUGAUGCCUGUCCCAAUAAUUGUCAAAAAUGUUGGCAAUAUUCUCAAACCUAUAACUUUACAGAUUACCUAUUUAAAAUGCAACCAAUCAGCAAUUCACUAAAGGAGACUUUCUUAAAUGACAUCCCCAUUAAUAUAUAAUGUACAUCAUGUAAUUUUGGCUAUCAAUUGUAUGGAAACGAAUGUUUAGGUUGCAGUAGCAAUUGUUAAGUUGAGAAUCAAGUAGUUAGUGUUGACUAGAUUAAUAGUUGUGUCUUUAAAUCAACCUAUGCUUUCUGCGGAGAAUGUUAUGAUACAUUUAAUGAUAGAUCCUUGGUCUAAGAUAAAUCUGAAUGCAUCGAGUGUCCAUUAAAUUGUUUAGCCUGUAGAGAGAGAUUACAAUAUGAAAUCACUAACUAUUAUUUCAAUCCUGAUAAUCCCAACUUACUCCAAUACGGUAGAUUGUGUUACAAAGUACAGACUAUGACUAUGUCCAAUCUUCAAAGUGUUUCAUAUAAUUCUUAUUUGAAUCUACCUAUCUUGUGCAUCUAUUAGCAAGCAGCUACUUCUAAUACCAACAGAUGUCGUCAUACUUCCGAAAUCACUGUCCAUGUAUAUUGCAACGAUGAUGAGUAUUAUUCUGUCUAUCAAACCUUAACUGAUGAUGAAAAAUUAUAUCAUUACAGCUUAAACGAUUACUAUUAUAUAGACAUUGAGGAAGUUGCAUCAAUAGAAUUUACAGAUUUGGAGACUUUUCAAUUAUACUAAAUUAUGAAUUAGGCACCAUUAGAAGAAUUGACUCUCAACAUAUUAUUUACUAAUUCUAUUGAUUACUAAUGCACAUUUAAAAAGUCAACAAAGUUAGUAACAGAAUUCCAUAGAAAUGUAUAUGCUUUGACAAAAUUCUAAGUCAACAUUCUAAGUGCUCAUAAUGUGCCGAUCACAUUUUAAAUAACCAACAAUUUCUAUUUGUAGGAUCUCCCUUUUGUGAUGAUCAAAAAUAUCAACAUCUAUUCCUAUCUGAAUAAUGACUUUGGAUUAGUGAUAACUAAUAGCGUUUUAUCAACUUAUUUGUAAAUACAGUAUUGCAAAUUAGGAUAUCAAAAUUCCAAAUCUUAGGAGUCCCAAGUCUUUACUUUAAAAUUACAAAGCAUCAAUUACUUAGAAUUAUUGGAUGUUUACAUCUAAAACCUAUUGUAUGUGGAUUAAAUAGAUAUUAAUCAGGAAAAGCUUUAGAGCUACAACUUUUAGUUCACUAAUCUCUAUUUUUCUAUGAAUUAAUUUAUUAAUAAUACACUCUUUCCAUUGACACCUUUUAGUACAGUAAAUAUAUACAAUUUAGUAAUUUCAGAUUGCAUUUUCAACGGAACAUCAUUGUUUAUUAAUCAGCAAGAAUAUCAAAUAUUUGUUUCCAUGUUUACAAUUUCUUAAUUGACUAUAAAACAGACAUAGUUUUAUUAAUCAUCUAGUAUAAUUAAAUCUAGCUACAUCUCCUUCUUAUCCAUUAAUUAAUUAGACAUAGUAGGAAAUAGAUUUAACGAUAGUGAAUUAUUCAUAUGCAAUACUUACUCUAUAUAAAAUGUUUACAUUUAUAUGAAUGUCUUUACAAACGGUUCUCUCAUAUUUACAACUUCUGAUCAAGUUCCAGAUUAAUAAUAAUUUUAUGCAGUAAUCAAUAAUUAUGCAUUCGAAAUAUCAAACCUAAAAUUUGUGGAGAAUACUUGUUACAACAUCAAUUGUUUGAUGCUCAUAUAAACACCAUACAAUUAGUUAGAAUUAAAAUAAAAUUUGGUGAUGAAGAACUUCUACAUUUAUAAUAACUAUGUAGAAAUCUCCUUAAUUCAAAGAUUAUCAGUUUCAUCUGCAAUCAUCAGAGUGAGUCAAAUUAACAGAGCCAAAUUAACUAAUAUUGUCAUUGACACUUAAUUGGCUAUUACUGUAAUUUCCUUUUAAGACAUAGCAUCUUUGGAAGUGUCCAAAUUCUUAUGUGAUUAUUCCAAGAAUAUUAUUGGUGAGAAAGACACUAGUCCUCGUACUAAAAUAGUUAAUAAUACUAUUAUUCAAUAUCCAUUUAAUAACAAAUUACCUAGCACUACCUCUUGUUCAUAUGAGAAAUAAUCAUUCGGCAGUUAUAAUGGAUAUUGUUUAGAUGUCUAGGAUUUCUUAUUUGGAGUCAAAAUAUCGGAUGCUUCACUCAAAGGACUAUUAGGAAUCGAUAACGGAUUCAUUUAUAUCUAAUCAUAUGAGUCUCUGAUGAAAUAAACUAGUAGCUUAAUUGUUUAGACAGGCACUAACAACGCAUCUGAAUUUUUCUAUGGUUACACUAAUGAAAUCAUCAUCUUAGAGAACAUCAAUAUAUUCAAUACAUCAAUUUCAGUAUCUAAUCCAGUAACUGACAUUGGGAGUAUCAUUAUUGAGUCUGAUUAGCUUUAAACAAUACUUAUCAAUAAUGUUUAAAUGAUUGGCAAUCAUUUACAUCAAUUAGUUGAGUCUGUCACCAUGGAAAUAUCUACAUGCUUUACAAUACUUAGUCCAAAUGGAGUUGUGAGCAUUCAAAAUAUGGUUGCAUAGAAUAAUAGAGCCACUUAAUCACAAUAUGGUAUCAACAUCAUAAAAUGUCAAUCAUUAAAAUUAUUAACCUCAUUGUUCAACUACACAAAUAUCAUGGAACCUAAUUGGCUAGACAGAUUCGAUGAAUAUCAAGUGAGUACGUAUUCUUAGUUGUUGGGCAAAUUGGCCAUUGAUUCCGAGGGUUCAAACAUUUACAUCCAAUGUAAAAAACUAGAACUCGAUUAAAUCAAAUUUAUGAAUGGCAAAUCUCUUAUGGGAACAGCCUUCUACUUUUUAGGUCAAGAUCUAGCUUCUAUUGUAAUUAGCAAUACUGAAUUUACUAAUCUAUCUACAUCAUUGGAAUAUGUUGAUUAGGCAUAUGGAGGUUCGUUGUAUCUAAAUCUAUAGAAAUCCAGUUAUAAUAUUUAAUUGAACAGAGUCACUAUGAAUCAUAGUGUAUCAAGAGUUGCUGGAGGAUGUAUUUAUAUCUAAACAUCCAUGUAUGAACAAGCAAUAUCUAUUAAUGACAGUUAAUUUAUUGAAUGUACAUCCCUACAGAGUUCAUUAAUCGAUAUAUCAUUUUCAGUGUCUUCAUUAGUAUUGCCAAUAGUUAGUAUUUCUAAUACAAAUAUAAUAAAUAAUAAUUUUGAAGAGUUUUUAAAACAAUUAGUGGAUAUCAGUUAUGAGGAAGAGCAAUUAAUAAUAUCUGGGAUAAGUUUAAUUAAAUAGAAUUAUGGUAUCUUAGAAAUUCAAUCCAGCUCAUUUAUUGAUAUAUAGAUUCAAGGUUUGAUGGUGCUUAUGAAUAUGUUUACAGUGAUUCUACAAGAUUUAACAAUUAAGGAUAUUACAAUAUUUACGUAAUCUUUAAUAGAGAUCACUCAUUACACUAAGUAGUCGGCGGUAGAAUUACAGAAUAUAGUUAUUACCAAUAUUACUGAAUAGAAAGUAUUGACAGAAGAAUAAUUUACAUACAAAUUCAAUAGCUAAUGUUAAUCAAUUUCCUCAUUGUAAGAGCUGGCCAAAAUUUAGACUUGUGAAGAGCAAGAAGAUUUAAGAUCUUUUUAUUAGGAUAUAUAUGAUUACAGAUAAAUAUCAUAAACCAAAUUGGAUAAUACAACAUUAUACAGUUAUUAUGACUCAUUAUCUUAUUCAGAUAAAUACGUAUUGAAUGAAAUUAAAUUGAACACUUAUAGAGAAAUCAAAUCUUUCUAUUCAUCAGCCAAUGUACUUAUGGUGGAUAACACAAUAAAAUAAUCAGAAUAUGGUUUAUGUUACUUCACCAAUUUAUAAUCUACUUACUCAAUUGAUACCAAUCCUUAAUUCAUUAAAUUAAGCAAUGUUAAAUCUAACAACUUCAUCAAUAUGAUUUCAGUUACCAUCAAAAAUACUUACUGCAAUAGAUGCAAAUAAGGACUGAUAUUAAUCAAUAAUUACGACUUGUCAGCCUACCAUACAACAAAUAUAUUUGGAAUGACCUGUUAAAAUAACACAAUUGGUUACUUUGGUUGUUUAGUCCUAACCACUCAAUAAAUACCGGAAUUCAAUAUUACUUAUAGUAAUAGGAUCUUAUAGAGUUCCACUUCCACUCAAAAGUAUAACAUAAAACUGCAGCAAAGUCGAUUUUAAAGUAAUUCUGCUUAAAUAGGAGCAGCCAUAUCUGUUGUUGGAUUGAGUGCAUAAAUAACUGAUACUCAAUUUAUGGAUAACAAAGCAACAUUGAUUGGUGGAGGUAUGGCAUUUGUUUACAAUUCAGAAAAUUAGAAUAUCUUAGACUAAUUUAACAACAAUUUCAUUAAUAAUGAUGCUCAAUUAGGAAGUGCUGUUUACAUGAUGAAUAAUAAUCUAAAUAACCUUGAAAAUUCAUAGAUUUUCAUUCUCCAUAACACCAAUACAUAAAUAGAACAAAUACCAGAAAAGUUAAGUUUGAUGAUGAACGAGGGUCAAUUAAUGGAUAUUUAAGUUUUUUAAGAAAAUGAUGGAGACUUGAAUGAUGAUAAUAUAAUUGAUAACUCAAAUGUCCAAAUUAUAGACAUUGUGAGUGUUAAGUCAACCAAAUUACCAAACAUAGAGAGCAAUUACUUAUUACUUCCUUCUGGUUAAUAAAUAUCAUAAUACAAAUAUUAUUAUGAGGAUACCUAAGAACAAAUACCUUAUAAUUGGAUAUUUAGAAUUUACAAUUUGGAUAAGAAUCUCAACAUCAUAAAGUCUAUUUCAGCUACUGAGACCUGCACUGUUUCAGGUCGAUUGAUGGACGAAUUGAAUUUAGAUUACACUAAGUAGUUUUUGUAGAAUUUCACUUCACAAUCUGUAUUCUAAUUUGAUGUCUCUAGCAAUUCAUUUAAUUUUGACAACUUACAAAUAUAUUUCGAUCCAUACUUGCAAGAUUAAAUCUUCUUAUAACUCAAAUUCUCAUGCACUUCCAUAAAGAUCCCAAUAUACAAUUAGCAGUCUCCUUAUAAUGUGCUCUCCUAUAAUAAAAAUUAUGCACUCUAUUUGAAUUUGAGAACCAUUCCUUGCUAAAUCGGAGAAGCCUAUCUGGAUUAAAAAUGUACCUCAUGUAGUUCAGACAAUACAUAUUCUGUUUAAGAGAACAGUGUAUAAUGUAAAGGCAUAAAUUCAAUUCAAAUGGAGAAGGUCACUCCUGUCAGAAUCAAAUUGAGAGAAGAAUAUUGGAGACCUUUUCCAAAAAACGAUAAUAUUGAAGAAUGUUAUAACUUGCCUUCUAAUUGUCUUGGAGGUUGGGUUCCUGGUGAUACAUCUUGCUAUGAUGGCCAUAUUGGAGCUUUGUGUGAAUAAUGUGACAUCUAUGGAAUCAGAGGACCUGAAUAUUCAGUAAGCAAAAAAUACACUUGUGGUGCUUGUUCGGACACUCUUGAAUCAAAUAUUCUCAUCAUUAUUGGUAUUUCAAUAUUUACUCUUGUGACUAUGAUCAUGUCGGUCAAGGGCAACUAUUCAUUUAUCGAGAAUUUAAUCCAUCAACAAGUUCUAUAAUCAAUAGGUGCAAGAAUAAACAUACAAUAAAAUAAUGCAUCUAUUAUUAUGAAAUAAUUAACCAAUUAUUUAUAAAUCAUUGCAUCCUUAACUACAUUCAGAAUUUCAAUACCUACUGCCUUUGUUUCAUCUAUGGAAGUAUUGGGAAAUCCAACUCAAUCUAUGGCAUAUUCUUUAGAUUGUUUUUUAGUUACUUUUGCAACAAUCGAUUUAUUGUACUUCAGAAUGGCAUGGGCUUUGUUAAUGCCUUUAUUUUAUAUGAUUUUAUUCUUUAUUGGUUAUUUUACAGGAGUGCUAAUGAGGAUUGCACCUUUUAAGAUAGGAAUCAUAUACACGACAUUUAUUUAUAUGUUCAUCUAUUUGCAGCCUACUUUAGUUGGAGGGUUCAUCUCCUUAUUGAGUUCAAGAACAGUCAGUGGAAUAGAAUGGGUUUAAAGCAAUGUUAGCUAUCAGUAUUAUACUGACAUGCAUCAAUAUUACAUUUAUAUAUUCAUUGGUCCAAACCUAUUACUUUGGAGUAUCUUACUGCCUUUGACCUUUAUGCAUCUCAUCAGAAGGAAUAAGAACCAAUUAGAAACUAUGGAAAUACGAAAGAGAUGGGGAUUCUUCUAUCACGAAUACACUAAUUAAGCGUAUCUUUGGGAAUUCGUGAAAAUCUUUGAAAAAGAGCUUGUGAUCAUUUCUUUGACUUACUAUGAAAACAAAAUAGUUAUUAAGGGAUUAAUCAUAUUUCUAAUUGUAUUUCUAUAUGGAGCAUUUUCAUUUGCAUUUAUUCCUUACAAAUAGAAGAAGUUAAACUUCAUUGAUUAAAUGUCCACUGCUGUUUGUUCCUGCUCAUUAUGUUUAGGAGUUCUUAUUUAUGCUAGUCAAAAUGAAAGUUUAGAUUAUCUAUAGUACAUAAUGUUCUUAGUAAUUGCAAUAAUCAAUUCUCUUUUAAUAGUUUUAAUCCUCUAUCAUUUGUUUGAAGGGUAUAUCAAUCAAUUUAAUGACAAACUGGAUAUUGUGAGAACCAAAUUUAAAUAGAUAUUCCCAAACAUUGAAUUCUAAUACCCUUGUCUGAAAAAGUUUUUAAUCAAUAAGAAAGAGAUGAAGGAAAAAGUCAUCAAUUAUUGGGCAAUACUCAGGUAUGAAACCAGAGAGGGUAUAAAAAGAAGAAGAACAGAUAAGAGUGCUCCUCUCAUCAUAUAGAAAAGAAAGAAAUCGACUUCAGGUUCUUCAGACUUAUCUGAAAAGGAUCUAGAAAUUAAGUAAGGUAAUUCUAUGGACCAACACAGAGAUGUGAAUAGUCCAGACAGAGAUGGUAAGGAUGACGGUGUAAAGUUACUCAAAAGACCAAGUUCUAAUUAUAAAGGAUUGAAUGUAUAAUAAAAUUCUUUGGAUUCCUCGGAAAAUUUAAGCAAAGUGUUCCCUGAAGUUAUUUCUGAAAUCCCUUCGACUCGAAAAGAAGAUAAAGAUUAAAAGAAAAUUAUAUUGAAGAGACCAUUAUGA